Messenger RNA from Solanum tuberosum (potato), 513 nucleotides. RefSeq lists its product as uncharacterized. The record is from RefSeq and is a predicted model, not a curated record. Gene Ontology annotation, molecular function: acyltransferase activity, transferring groups other than amino-acyl groups. Lineage: Eukaryota; Viridiplantae; Streptophyta; Magnoliopsida; Solanales; Solanaceae. Bases 1 to 513 code for a protein of 170 amino acids. The transcript has a single exon.
AUGGAGUCGUCAAGAAUUAGUUUGCGUCCAUUUAGAUUAACAGACGUUGAUGAUAUAUUAUUAUGGGCAGGUGAUAAACGUGUUACUAGUACCAUCCGAUGGGAUACUUUGACCACAAAAGAAGAAGCCUUGAGUUUCAUCAAGGAAGUGUGUAUACCUCAACCUUGGCAUAUAUCAAUAUGCAUCGAUGAUCGAUCCAUUGGGUUCCUAUGGGUAAUUCAUCCGGCCAUGUCGGAUGAUAUUGAAGCUGUAGAGAUAGGUUACGCGAUUGCAGUUGAGUAUUGGGGGAAAGGAAUUGCUACAAAGGCACUCAAAAUGGCAAUCCCUCGAAUAUUCAAUGACUUCCCUCAAAUAGUAAAGAUUAUCGCGUGUGCUAUUUCGAAGAACAAGGCUUCUCAUAGGGUUUUGGAGAAGGCUGGGUUUCACUAUGAACGUACAGUGACAUUACAAGGCGAGUUCAAGAAAUAUGGAGAUAAGGUUGAUUUAGUAGUUUACAACUUCACAAUUAUAUAA